Molecule: messenger RNA, 1401 nt
Organism: Podospora pseudocomata
Lineage: Eukaryota; Fungi; Ascomycota; Sordariomycetes; Sordariales; Podosporaceae
Exons: 2
Coding region: 250-1305 (351 amino acids)
Biological process (GO): Golgi organization
Cellular component (GO): Golgi apparatus
Molecular function (GO): protein binding
Source: RefSeq, a predicted model, not a curated record
AUGAGAAGAACCCUACAAGAAUUUAAACCACAAUGAGACUCGAUGCCAAGACAGGGAUGAGCGUUUGCAGUUCAGAGAAGCUCAGAUCUGCCCCACCCUCAAGGUGAAGAGCGGGUUACCGAUAAACACCACCGUAUCCAUUACCGGACCCCUGUCCAACUGCACAUGCCAAGCCUGCCUUCGAGACAGCUUCACUCUUCAGAACGACGACAACCCAACCUCCAAACCACCACAUAGCCCCCCCAAAACAUGUUCAACGCCCUCAACCGAUUCAUAUCCCGUCUCGACGGUGAUGCGCCUCCCCAGACAAGAGAAACCCACAGCGGUUUCGGCUUCCAAGUCCUGCGCAACACCAACCUCGAGCUCUCCAUCGAGCCAUGGUUCGACUACGUAGUCGGCAUCAACGGGCGCAUGAUUGAAUCCUCCGACCCCUCCCUCUUCGCCCAGGAAGUCCGCAACUGCGCCGGCUCCUCAGUGAUGCUCGGCCUCUGGUCCGCCAAAGGCCAGCGCACACGCGCCCUCCACGUCCCCGUCCCCGCCGACACCGCCUCCCUAGGCCUCACCCUCCAAUGGACCCCGCUCUCCGUCGUCUCCAACAUCUGGCACGUCCUCGACGUCCCCGCCAACUCCCCCGCCGACGCCGCCGGCCUCCUCCCCUACAGCGAUUACAUCCUCGGCACCCCCGAGGGCGUCCUCCACGGCGAAUCCGGCCUCUCCGAGCUGGUAGAAGACCACAUCGGCCGCCCCCUCCGCCUCUACGUCUACAACAACGAAUACAACGUCACGCGCGAGGUCACCAUCCAGCCCUCGCGUGACUGGGGAGGAGAGGGAGCUCUCGGCUGUGUCCUCGGCUAUGGCGCCCUACAUCGCAUCCCUGCCCCUCUCAGCGAGCCAGUUCAAGCUCCCGGUGAGACUCUCUUUGAUGGCAGUGAAUCUGGUGGUGGCAUCCCUCAGUUCGGCGCUGCCCCAAGGUCAUUCUCACCUUUUGUUCCGGCGGCUACCACAGCUACUCCUCCCCCUCCAUCCUCCUCGGCAGACUUUCUUGUCCCGGCUCAACUACUUAGCCCGCCUCCAACAACAGGCGGUACUGCACCACCCCGAGGCAAAAAGAAGGAAAGGGGCCACCAUACGGGACCGAAUCUCAUGGACGAUUACUUCAAGGAACAGGAAAAGAAGAGCAGAGAAUUGGACAACGCGCCAAGUCGAACUGCCUCACCGUUGCCACCUCCCCCAAAAACCGGAGGGCCACCAAUGGGAGGGCCGCCCAGGGCUGGAAGCAUACCUCCACCCAAGGAGGGAGAGUGAACAUCUUGAAAUGUGUAUUUUGUUUAUACCAGCCCUGCCUGUUUAUCAUAUAAAGUUAUCUGUAUGGCCUUGAUUCUUGUCUUGUUGCUGUAAAAU